Aureococcus anophagefferens is the source of this 708-nucleotide messenger RNA. RefSeq lists its product as hypothetical. The record is from RefSeq and is a predicted model, not a curated record. The transcript has a single exon. Lineage: Eukaryota; Pelagophyceae; Pelagomonadales; Pelagomonadaceae. The annotation marks the transcript as partial.
AUGUUCUGGCUCGUCCAGCUCGAGGUGUCGCUCUGCGAGGACAUGUUCGGCUCCCUCGACGGCAAGACGUCCCUGGCCUACCCCGCGAUCUGGCCGCGGCCGCCGACGGAGGCGCUCCGGAGGCUGCUGCCCAACGUCGCCCACGAGUGGUGCCGGAAGACGGGCGUGCGCUGGCUCGUCGCCCGCGCGGGCCUCGCCGCGGGCGUCGUCGCGGCGGCCGCGCCGCCGCUCCGGCCCGCGGCGACGCCCGCGUUCCUGGUAAUAUACGCCGUCGAGUGCUACUGCUUCUUCGUCAAGUUCGGCGCCCACAUGCACUUCGCGCCCCUGCUCCUCGCCUGGGGCACGCACGUCGUCGACCGGCGCGCGAGGUACCGGGGUUUGUUUUUGUUGUGCGUCGCGGCGCAGACCUACGCGUCGUCCGGGUUCUGGCGCGGCCUCCAGUUCUACCGCACGGGCGUCCCCGGCGACGUCGUCGAGGGCACCUACGGCGUGUCCCUGAAGCACUUCACGACGAACCUCUUCGGCAUGGCGCCGCGGCUGCGGGCCCGGGUCCUCGCGUGCUCGGAGCGAUUCCUCGGCGCUUCGUUCCUCGCCGUGACCCUGGCCUUCGAGGGCCUCGUCUGGGUGCUCGUCGUCGGCCUCGAGGUCGCCCUGGUCGCCCUGCCGCCGGGCGGACGCCGCGACGCCGCGGCGGCGUGCCAGGCCUGG